UCCUCCCUCCCCAGUCUCUACCGCAGCAGCACGUGCCGACCGCGAGGUGCUGCCACCUCAGUGCAAUCAGACAGCUUUCGGUGCAGCGACCAGCAGCAGCAGUCGUCGCUCUUUCCGUUCAGUCGCUCGCCGACGCUCGAGCCUCGUGGUCGCGCUCGCUCGAGACAUCCAGCUCGUGUAUACUCACGUACACCACUCAACGUAAAGCACGACGCACGUUUUGAUACAAACAGACAGAAGUCGUUCGCCGGUAGCGCGCGAGUGUGCCCACGCAUAGAGGAGCUCAGUCCAGUGCUCCGCUGCUCCAAGUGGGUCAGUGUCCUCGUAAAGCGCUCGUUACACGACGAGCGUGAAAGUGAUCGGAGCUGCUGCAGCCGUCGCCAUGAGCCGCCCCGACGACACCUAGCAGCGACACACACGGCUCUAUUUUUCCUCUUGCCUUCGUAUCGUGCCUUCUGGUCAAAGAGAGAGAGAGAGAGAGAGAGAGAGAAGAGGACGAAGAGAGAGAGAGAGAGAGAGACCGGCUAAUGACCAACGUCAACAGGAUCAGGGUGGUCGUCCUCGGCGGCCCCAGAGUCGGCAAAUCAGCGGUGGUAGUGCGAUACCUGACGCGGCGCUACAUCGGCGAGUACAGCUCGACGAGCGAUUUUCUGUACAGGCACAGCGUCACCAUCGACAACGUCACCACCGAGGUCGAGAUCCUGGACACGUCGAGAUGCGAGGAGAACGGCUGUCUGUACUCGCACAUAAGAUGGGGCGAGGCCUUCGUCAUUGUCUACAGCGUGACAUGCAAGCGCAGCUUCCAGGAGGCAAGAGGCUUGCUCAAGCAGCUUGCCGAUCUCAGGCUGCCUUCCUACUUCACCGCCCUGCUCCUCGGCAACAAGAGAGAUCUCGAUCACGCUCGGGAAGUGUGCGUGGACGAGGGCCAGCAGUUGUCCUUAGCCCACGGCUGUCAGUUCUACGAAGUGAGCGCGGCCGAGAGUCCAGCCGGUGCAGCCUUGGCCUUCCAGGGUCUCCUGCGCGAGGCUCGUUCGGUCCAGCUUCUCCGAGCUCUGCCCAUCCGGCGCAAACUCGGCGUCCACUCGGUCUCCCGCGUCCUCGGCACCAUCUUCGGCAAGAACAACAGCAACACCACCAGCAACAAUAACAAUAACAACAACAAUAAUAAUAACAACAACAACAAUAAUAAUAACAACAGCAGUGGUACGAAGGACAGGAAGAAGAGGCCGUCGCUGAGCAUAUGACGGCUCCUCUGCGCCCUCCUCCUCGGCGCGGCUGACCCGCGUGACGAGCCUGGCUCCAGGCAGGACGUCGUCGUCCUCAGUAGUCGAGCCGCGGUGGCCGGUCCUCCGGGCUACUGCUGCUGACACACGUUCCGCGCGCCCGAUCGCUGCCGAUUUUUCACAUACUUCGAGCAUGGAUGCAUGAAUCUUAUUAUUAUUAUUAUUUUUUUUUUUUUGUUUUUAUUUAAGAGUGUACGUGGUUCUAUACGUCAUCGAUUUCAUCUUUAGGACUGUAAGAUCGAUCGUGACCAUGAUAAUCCGUGUUUUUGUCGAUGAUCAUUCUUUUUUUUUAUCUUCAGAGAUCGCGCGUGCAGAAAGAUGCAUUUAAAUGAAACACGCUCUAUUUUUGUACGUAUUCAAGCAAAAGCCAAAUUUCGAAACGGUACCCGUUAGCGAUAACGGGCGGAAUUAUUCGUUUUUAUCGUCGAAGGCACGCCCACGCGCGUGUGAGUGCGCCGUAAGUGAGAAGUAUUUAGUAUUAUAAUAAACGCGAGCGACGAAAAAUUAUUAAUGAAUCGACGCGAAAAAAGAAAGUUAAAAAACGCCAUCGGAGAGAUAAAGAGCUCACCGGUCUUCCGAUUUCGCAAGAGUGUCGGAGCCGAAAAAAGAGAGAAAAAAAACGAAAGUCGAAAACGUGUGUGCGUUCGAUGAGAUAUACAUACAUAUGUGUGCGAGUGUGCAUCGGUGUGACGAGCGCAGAGACGACGACGACGAGGAGGAACAGGUGAGAGAGUGGCGCUAAUGCAAACGAGGAGCUGUAUAGUAUAAAGAGAGAAGAAAAAAGAAUGGCGAGAAUCAAGCCAUCAUCAUUAGCUGACGCGAACAUUUUGUACAUAUUAUUAUUAUUAUACGGUAGGCGCGAUGAUUCUUUUUUUUUUUUUUUUUUGUAAGGAGCGAAAUGAAUCGACGGUUUUAAUAGUGAUAUAUUGAUAAUCGGACGUUUUUAUAAUUUUCUCUCGUUUUUAUUCGCGAGCGAGGCGAGAAAAAGGUAGGAAGUAUAAAAUUUUAAGUUUCCGAUUGACGAGCGAUCGAGUGUGCGCGGCUUUUAUAUCCGAGAUAACGCGGCGCCGCAUUAUGUACUCGAAAUCGCGCUUGGAGAGCUGAAACUUGCUUUUUGAAAUUGAAUAUUUGAGCGAAAAAAAAAAUUUUUAAAACGUGAUAUUGAAUCUGUAUUAUUAUAUAUCGAAAUUUUACUAGCCGAUGCGCGCAAGUUUUGUAAAUCCUCAUGUUCCUAAAAUUGUAUAGAGUAUAUAUUAAACGAAAAAUAGGUAAACAUAACUCGUCUGCACAGUCGAUUUUGUAUACCACACAUAGAGUUAGGUACGUUAUUAUACACAUGAAAUAUACGAGCGAAUGCGAGCCAUACUAUAGCUAUAUAAAUAGUAGAGGUAGUGAGUUCGGAUGGGUUAUAUAUAUACAUACAAUGUAUAAAGUAUAUAUUUUGCUACGACCUGUGUAUAGAUAAAAUAAUUUUGUAAUAUACGAAGCAAAAGAACGACAAUAUAUACAGAUACAGGGGCGUAUAUAUUUAUACGGAAAGGAAAAAUCCGACGCCGCAUUGAGUCUUCCCUCUUGGCAACAAUGCAAUAAAGCGAAAAAAGCCGCUUCUUCUGCAGCUUUGUAGUUUGUACAUUUUAUCCCCUUUUCGCCGAUCAUUUUUUUACUUCUAUACACACAUAAAUACACGUACACCAUAGCGUUAUAUACAUAGGCAUAUACAUAGAGAUAUACACGUUGUAAUGCAUAUACGACACAGACGCGAUGCGAAAAACCAUUUAUUCUUUGGGCGCUCGCGCGUCUCUCGUCGGAUAUUGUCAAUGCUAUAGAUUUGUAUCAUAUACACAUCCCUCUCACAGUGCCUUUUAUUCGUAUAUAUACACACACAUGUUCAUGUAGACGAGAGAGAGAGAGAGCGAGCGCUCGCCCCGAGGCCUUUUACAUUCCAAUAUACAUAUAAGUGUGUAUAAUAUUUCUGUACAUGAAUUUUCGAGAGACUUUUUCCGACUUCAAUAAUAUCACUCUGAACGAUGUGUACGUGUAAAAACACAGGCAGCAGACAAAGCCGGAGAACGUCGACGUAUGCACUGUAUGUUCUUUAAUGUAGACACAUAAGUUUAUACGCUCGAUAAAUCGAAUGAGAGAAAACUGUAUUGUAAGUGCUAGUCACUUGUUUAUAUAGAAUUAAAAAUUCUUGAAGAGAAAAAGAGAAAAAAAUAAACUUCUUUGGUUAUAGAACCUCAGCACAUCCGUU
Messenger RNA from Nasonia vitripennis (jewel wasp), 3534 nucleotides. RefSeq names its product ras-related and estrogen-regulated growth inhibitor. Gene Ontology annotation, molecular function: GTP binding; GTPase activity. Lineage: Eukaryota; Metazoa; Arthropoda; Insecta; Hymenoptera; Pteromalidae. The transcript is spliced from 5 exons. Bases 528 to 1244 code for a protein of 238 amino acids. The record is from RefSeq and is a predicted model, not a curated record.